Leucoraja erinaceus (little skate) is the source of this 602-nucleotide messenger RNA. Its product is annotated as trypsin-like. The annotation marks the transcript as partial. Gene Ontology annotation, molecular function: serine-type endopeptidase activity. NCBI's taxonomy places the organism in Eukaryota, Metazoa, Chordata, Chondrichthyes, Rajiformes, Rajidae. Gene Ontology annotation, biological process: proteolysis. The record is from RefSeq and is a predicted model, not a curated record. The transcript has 3 exons.
CAGUUCAUCGAUGCGGAGAUGGUGAUCAGACAUCCCAAAUACGACCCCCACACCCAGGACAACGACAUCAUGUUGGUCAAAGUGUCCCGGCCCGUGUACCUGAACCGCAAUGUGCCCAGUCAGUGCGCCCAGACCGGCGACAUCGGCAAACAGCUGAAGUGCUUGGACACCCUGGAUCUGAGUGACGCGGACUGUCCUGAUUCCCACACGGGAAAGAUCACUGACAACAUGAUGUGUCUCGGCUACGUGGAGGGAGGCCGCCCCCGCUGCGAGGGUGAUUCUGUCGGGCCAGUGGUGUGUAACGGAGCGCUCCAGGGAGUGGGAUCGUGGAGAUACGUGUGUUUGGUGAGUGGCUAUCCCGGCGUUUACACACGCGUGUGCAACUACGUCUCCUGGAUCCACGACACCAUGGCGGCCAACUGAGCCCUUGACACCCGGCGGCCGCGCCAGGUCUCCGCCUCUCACUCUCUGUACAACUGGGAAACUAUCAAUAAAAUGGUUGCAAUGAAGAAUGGUUUCUGUUUGUGUCCGGUCCGGUUCCUCUCACCCCGGGCUCCAACCUGCCGGAGAUCACUGCGCGCUUAGUUUUACAUUUAGUUAAU